AAUAUCUUAUUUUCAAACCCAUCUUCUUUCCUUUCGAUUCUCUGCAACUUCGAAACUCCUAUUUUCGUCUUUUUGCAAAGCCUAGAUUUCGAUGGCGCCAAAGGCAGAGAAGAAGCCCGCCGCUGAGAAGAAGCCAGCGGAGGAGAAGAAGUCUACCGUCGCCGAGAAGGCUCCAGCUGAGAAGAAGCCAAAGGCCGGAAAGAAACUCCCCAAGGAGGGCGCCGCCGCCGGCGACAAGAAGAAGAAGAGAACGAAAAAGAAUGUGGAAACUUACAAGAUCUACAUCUUCAAGGUUCUGAAGCAGGUUCACCCUGACAUCGGUAUCUCGAGUAAGGCCAUGGGAAUCAUGAACAGCUUUAUCAAUGAUAUCUUUGAGAAGCUUGCCCAGGAGGCCUCAAAGCUCGCUAGGUACAACAAGAAGCCGACGAUCACAUCUCGGGAGAUCCAGACAGCUGUGAGGCUUGUGCUCCCCGGGGAGCUGGCCAAGCACGCCGUUUCGGAAGGAACUAAGGCCGUGACCAAGUUUACCAGUUCUUAAAUUAGGGUUUAGGUUCCUUUACUUUCAGUGGAUUGUAUGUUCAUCUGGAUCUUUUCGAUCCCAAUGUAUCUUAAUCUAGAUAUUAAUAGACAACGCUUCACAACUUCAAACGGUUAUAUUAUUCCACUUCUCAAAUUAGGGUUUUCCUUGUAAUUGGUAUUUUAUUUCUUGUUUAAAGUUAACGGAGAUGGUAAUUAAAUGAUGUCGAAUCAAGAAAAUAGUAUUCAAUUU
Humulus lupulus (European hop) is the source of this 769-nucleotide messenger RNA. Its product is annotated as probable histone H2B.1. The record is from RefSeq and is a predicted model, not a curated record. The transcript has a single exon. Gene Ontology annotation, cellular component: nucleosome. Gene Ontology annotation, biological process: nucleosome assembly. Gene Ontology annotation, molecular function: protein heterodimerization activity; structural constituent of chromatin; DNA binding. The coding region runs from base 92 to 538 and encodes 148 amino acids. Lineage: Eukaryota; Viridiplantae; Streptophyta; Magnoliopsida; Rosales; Cannabaceae.